Emys orbicularis (European pond turtle) is the source of this 1503-nucleotide messenger RNA. It is a transcript of the gene CRISPLD2, whose product is annotated as cysteine rich secretory protein LCCL domain containing 2. The transcript has 14 exons. Bases 1 to 1503 code for a protein of 500 amino acids. The record is from RefSeq and is a predicted model, not a curated record. Lineage: Eukaryota; Metazoa; Chordata; Testudines; Emydidae. Gene Ontology annotation, cellular component: extracellular region.
AUGACCAUGAGUCCUGCCCUGUCUUGGUUCCUCCCUCUUGGAUGUUUACUGGUUUUGAUGCAUGAAGCGCAAGGCUUUUUCUUGCCCAAUGGCACACACUUCGAGAGCCUUUUGAGCAGAUAUCACGCCAGAGCCAAGAGAGCCAUUCCAAGGUCAGACAAAGAGGAGAUUUUGAUGCUUCAUAACCAGCUGAGAGGUGAAGUCUAUCCUUCAGCCUCCAAUAUGGAAUAUAUGACCUGGGAUGAUGAGCUGGAAAGAUCUGCAGAGGCUUGGGCCCAGGAGUGCAUCUGGGAUCAUGGACCUGCCAGCCUCAUUAUGUCCAUUGGUCAGAAUUUGGCUGUUCAUUGGGGCAGGUAUCGUUCUCCAGCCUUCCACGUCCAAUCUUGGUAUGACGAAGUUAAAGAUUAUACUUAUCCGUAUCCCCACGAAUGUGACCCUUGGUGUCCAGAAAGAUGCUCUGGAGCAAUGUGCACUCACUAUACCCAGAUCGUUUGGGCCACAACAAACAAGGUUGGCUGUGCUGUAAACGUCUGCAAACAGAUGAGUGUUUGGGGAGAAAUCUGGGAGAAUGCCGUCUACCUGGUCUGCAACUACUCUCCCAAGGGGAACUGGAUUGGAGAAGCUCCUUAUAAAAAUGGUAGACCCUGCUCUGAAUGCCCACCGAGCUAUGGAGGAAGCUGCCAGAACAACCUCUGUUACAAAGAUGACCACUACGUACAAAAGCCUGAGCGGGAUGAGACUAACGAAGUGGAGGUCCCACAAAUUACAGAGGAAAAACAUGUGUGGGUGCAAGAACGGGUGACCAAACCCACCAAAUCAACCAAGAUCAAGAAAAUCACCACAACUGCGGACAGUUUCAUGACACAGGUCAUUAAGUGCGACACCAAAAUGAGGGACAAAUGCAAAGGAUCAACAUGCAACAGGUAUCUGUGCCCAGCUGACUGCGUGAACAGCAAGGCAAAAAUCUUUGGAACGUUGUAUUAUGAGACUGCAUCCAGUAUAUGUCGUGCUGCAAUUCAUUAUGGCGUCAUAGAUGAUAAAGGAGGUCUGGUUGACAUCACUAGGAAAGGGAGAUCACCCCAUUUUGUCAAGUCUACAAGAAAUGGCGUUGAAUCUUUAAGUAAAUAUAAACCUUCAAAUUCAUUCGUGGUUUCCAAAGUCACAGUGCAGACGCUGGAUUGUUACACCACUGUAGCUGAACUGUGUCCGUUCAAAAAGCCAGCAACUCAUUGUCCAAGGGCUUAUUGUCCAGCUCACUGUAAAGCUGAGCCAGCGUACUGGGCACCAGUCUUUGGCUCCAAGGUUUAUGCAGAUAGUUCCAGUAUCUGCAAAACAGCCGUGCACGCUGGAGUCAUUAAAGACGAGACUGGCGGUUAUGUGGAUGUAAUGCCUGUGGACAAGAAGAAAAACUAUGUUGGCUCUUUGAAGAAUGGCAUCCAAUCUGAGAGCUUGAAGAGUCCCAGCGAAGGGAUGGCUUUCCGAAUUUUUUCCGUGAAGCAGUAA